Messenger RNA from Aspergillus fumigatus Af293, 951 nucleotides. Lineage: Eukaryota; Fungi; Ascomycota; Eurotiomycetes; Eurotiales; Aspergillaceae. The record is from RefSeq and is a predicted model, not a curated record.
AUGCCUCAGUGGUCUUUCCCAACAUCCAUUCCGUAUUCGCCUUCCAAGGACGGAUAUUGGAGCCCUGUCACAUCAACACUGAAUUGGUGUGAAGAGGAUUACUAUGCGACCAUCUACUCUGCCGAAAUCGUCAAUAGUAUGACAAAUCUCUUGUUCAUGUGGCUCGGAUUCAAGGGCAUCCAGAGCUGUCGGCGAUAUGGACACGACACGAUCUUCCAGGUAGCUUUCUACGGAUAUCUCGUAGUUGGGGCUGGAAAUCCGAUGCAAUUAGUUGAUGAGCUCUCGAUGAUCUACACGACAUGCUUGAUGUGCUAUGCCUCAUUUUCUUACUCACGACCCCUCGGCUUCCGUAUUGUUCUCGCCGUUGCAUUGACAAGUUUGGCCGUCUUCAUCACUCUUUACUACCAUUACCUCCAGGACCCCGUAUUCCAUCAAAAUGCGUAUGCGCUUUUGACGAUCGUCGUCGUUUUGAGAAGCAUGUACACCAUGGAAGUGACACUUCGACCCUCUUUGCGGCACUCGACCGAGGAGGACCGGCUGGCUCGUCAGAAGAAAGAUCUGCCCGUGCUUUCCAAGGAACGACAGCAUUACGAAAAUGUCAGGGACGUGAGGACUCUCAAAACAAUGUGGUUCAUGGUUGCCUACGGACUAGCGAUGUUUCUGGGAGGAUUCUUCAUCUGGACUUUGGAUAACCGAUUUUGCCCUACGCUCCGCAGAUGGCGUCGGGCGGUCGGGCUUCCUUGGGGUCUUUUCCUCGAGGGCCAUGGUUGGUGGCAUGUCAUGACCGGUAUUGGAGCUUACCUAUAUAUCAUUUGGGGUAUCUGGCUGCGCCAUUGCCUGAACGGACGGCAAGAGGAAUACGAGCUGUGGUGGCCUCAUUUCUGGAACUUCCCGGAAAUUGUCCCUGUCAGUACUGACUCCGGAAGUCGACCGGCCAAGAAGUCAAUCUGA